AUGAUGUUUCAUCCGAGGAAGGAAAUUCCGUUUUGCGCCGUGAAGUCACCAAGGCGGAGCACCAAAUAUGGCGAUGUUGAAUCCACCAUUUCUAGCUCAUUAUCAGUAGAAUGUGCACAUCGAAUUUUUGAAUCAACGGAAAAGCUGGACAGGAGGUAUUCAUCAUACAACGUUCGAUCACCACCACUAAGCGAUUAUCUUCAUCCUAAAUAUUCACUGCCUCCUAUAAAAAUUGAUUUUGAUGCAGAGCAGACAUAUUUUAAGCAGUAUUUACGUACGCCUGCUCAUUUAUGCGUGAAAAAGAUGUCGUUAUCAAAGGCAAUACCAGAAAGGAAAUCAUUGGAAUCAGCAUCAGUUGCUCAAUAUGAAACCGUUAUUGUAUAG
Brugia malayi is the source of this 384-nucleotide messenger RNA. RefSeq lists its product as uncharacterized. The record is from RefSeq and is a predicted model, not a curated record. The coding region runs from base 1 to 384 and encodes 127 amino acids. The transcript has 3 exons. Lineage: Eukaryota; Metazoa; Nematoda; Chromadorea; Rhabditida; Onchocercidae.